CCAUUUUCAGGUUAUUUGUUUCUUACGUUGUUUGUUUUGGUUUACAAUUGGCAGUUCCCUACAAAUUUCCCUCCACAAAAAACAUUAAACGCUCAUGAAACUCGCUCGACCCAUUUCACGCCGCUUUCUCACGUCCUCUACGACCCUAAAACCAGAGCGAGUAACCAACUAUGCAAUCCUCAAAGACCCCAUUAAAGAGCAUCAUGCACAUUACAUCAGAAUUUACCAGCACACUGACCGAUAUAAAAUGUCACAAAUAAUCAAAGCAUACGCUCUAUCUCAAACCUCAUUACACAAAGCCCAUUUCAUUUUCAAUCAAAUAGUACAGCCCACAUUGCCCGUUUGGAACUACAUGAUCCGUGGAUUAUCCAAGAGUGUUCAGCCUGUUACUGCACUCCAAAUGUUUGAUGAAAUGCGUGAAAGUGGACUACAUGGAGAUAAUACCUCGUUUAUAUUUGUGUUUAAAGCUUGUGCUAAAGUUUUAAAUAUUUUAUAUGGAAGAAGAGUUCAUGCUCAUGUUAUUAAACUUGGGUUCGGAGCGUAUCUUUUUGUGUGUAAUUCUUUAAUACAUAUGUAUGCUUCUUGUGGUGAUUUGGGGUCUUCAGGAAAAGUGUUUGAUGAAAUGAAAGAUAAAGACUUAGUUUCGUGGAACUCAUUGAUUUGUGGGUAUAGUCAGUGCAAGAGAUACAAGGAGGUUUUAAGACUUUUCAAUGCAAUGAGGCAGGUGAAUGUUAAGGCUGAUGCAGUGACUAUGGUGAAAGUUUUAUUAGCUUGUAGUUAUUUGGGUGAGUGGAAGACUGCGGAUGCUAUGGUUAGGUACAUUGAGGAAAACCAUGUUAAGAUUGAUGUGUACCUGGGGAAUACAUUGAUUGAUAUGUAUGGAAAGCGUGGCUUGAUUGAGUUGGCUCGACAAAUUUUUGAUAGGAUGGUGGAGAGGAAUGUUGUUUCUUGGAAUGCCAUGAUUAUGGGGUAUGCAAAAGCAGGUUACUGUGUUGCAGCAAGGUUACUUUUUGAUGAGAUGCCAAGGAAGGAUGUGAUUUCAUGGACUUCCAUGAUCACAGGCUAUGCUCAAGCUGCCCAAUAUAAAGAUGCUAUUAGUCUUUUCGAGGAUAUGAUGGUGGCGAAGGUUAAGCCUGAUGAAAUUACAGUUGCUAGCGUGCUUUCUGCCUGUGCACAUUUAGGCAUGCUUGACAUGGGCACUGUGGUGCAUAAUUUUAUUCGCGAUCAUGGUGUAAAAUCAGAUAUCUAUGUUGGAAAUGCUCUGAUGGAUAUGUAUUGCAAAUGUGGAUCAGUUGAAAAUGCUUUGGAGGUUUUUCAUGAAAUGGAAGAGAAGGACUCUGUCUCGUGGACUUCAAUCAUCUCUGGACUUGCGGCAAAUGGCAUUUCUAAUCAUGCUCUUGAACUUUUCUCUCAAAUGUUAAGAGAAGGUGCAAGGCCAACCCAUGGAACCUUUGUUGGCAUAUUACUAGCUUGUGCUUAUGCUGGUUUGGUGGAUAAAGGAUUGGAAUUUUUCCAUAGUAUGCAAAAUGAUUACGGGUUGAUGCCAGAAAUGAAGCAUUAUGGGUGUGUGGUCGAUCUUUUAACUCGCUCUGGCAAUCUACCUCAGGCAUAUGAGUUCAUAAUGCAUAUGCCUCUUGUUCCAGAUGUUGCUUUAUGGAGGAUGUUACUUAGUGCUUGUAGAUUUCAUAAUAAUCUGGAUUUAGCUGAAAUUGCUUCCAACAAGCUUCUCGAAUUGGAUCCAAAUAAUGGUGGAAAUUAUGUACUUUCAUCCAGUACUUAUGCUGGAGUUGGGAGAUGGGAUGAUGCUAUAAAAUUUAGAGAACAGAUAGAUAAGACUGAUGUGCAGAGACCAUUAGGUUGGAGUUCUGUAGAAAUAAAUGGUGAAAUUUCUUGGUUUUCCAAGAAACAAGUUCCAGUUUCUCAAUACAAUUGAAUCAUAUGAAGUGUCUAUAAUGAAAAGUUCUUCAUGUCAUAGAUAUGGUUGUACCGGUAUCUUGAAAUUCAGGGGAUAUCGAUGUAGAAGACUGGGGCAAAAGAGUUAGUUUUGCACCCUAACUGACCUAAACUAAUUGCAAGCAAGAAGGAUACAUUCAAGUGGUGUGUGGAAAAGUAUACAUUGGCAUGCUGAAAUUGCCGCAGUUGAUUUUGCAGCUGCAAGAUAGUUUAAAGGGUAAUGCCAACAGAACCUGCAAAGGAGGUUCUGAUUGUGAAUGUAGAUGUUUACUGUAUAUCAGUUGCAAAGGUAAUUUGAGGGCAUGAGAUCAUCGAUGUUUCAACCGAUAUAAAGACAUUCAGAGAGGGUCUCGAGAUUCUCAAGCUCUUUUUAGUGGAGAGGAAUAGUGCCGGAAGGGGGGCGAGCCUAAGCCGAGCCAGUUCAUCAGAGGCCCGAGAACAUCCGAGUUUCUGAAGAAGAACCUACAGAAAGGCUUUAGUGGCAGAGUGGAGGAAGAUCAGAGCGGAUUCCAAUGGGAUUGCAUUAUCAUGACUUACCUUCCUUUUGAAACCAUGUGCUGGUCCUGCUGGAUGUGUGCGGAACAAAUGCUUUCAACACACUAUUUUCUUUUUCUUUUUCAAUUUAUUUAUUUAUUUAUUUUUUGGGAUAAAUACACCCUAUUGAUGGCCCAUGGUAUCUGCAAGAGCCAUAUAAAGUAGAAGUAAUGGAACUGCGCAGUGAUUAUCGCUGUCAUUUCAUGUUUGUAGGGAAGAAGAUAGAUGGAAACCUGGUCACAAGCCUGACAAAUAUCAUAGGAAUGGCCAUUAAUACUUUUCCAUAGGCUUCAGUUUUCUUCUUUUAUUGAACUUUGAUACAGCAGAAUAAUAGUUUAUCGAUAAGUAUUAAUGUUUGAUGCUAUCAGGAACCCGGUUCCAUGACUUUUGUGUUAUUAGUCUUUCUGUAUAAUUCGUGUUAAUGUUUGAUGAUAUCAAGAAC
Molecule: messenger RNA, 2929 nt
Organism: Olea europaea var. sylvestris
Lineage: Eukaryota; Viridiplantae; Streptophyta; Magnoliopsida; Lamiales; Oleaceae
Product: pentatricopeptide repeat-containing protein At2g29760, chloroplastic-like
Exons: 2
Coding region: 95-1933 (612 amino acids)
Biological process (GO): RNA modification
Molecular function (GO): protein binding; RNA binding
Source: RefSeq, a predicted model, not a curated record